AUGCAGCUCGUGCGGGCAGGCUGUGCGCUCGCGGCCGCGGCUUCGGCUCUUCUCCUUCUUCUCUUCUUCCAAGCGCGCGCUCUGCGAGAAGGUCAGCUGGCAGCAGGCACAUGUGAAAUAGUCACACUAAACCGAGACAGCAGUCAGCCAAGGAGGACCAUUGCACGGCAGACAGCCAGGUGUGCCUGCAGGAAAGGCCAGAUUGCCGGCACAACCAGAGCCAACCCGGCGUGUGUAGACGCUCAUAUUGUGAGGAACAAACAGUGGUGUGAGAUGAUGCCAUGCUUGGAUGAUGAAGGCUGUGACCUGUUAGUAAACAGAUCAGGCUGGAGAUGUGCUCAGCCUGGCGGCAAAGUGAAAACUACCACAGUAUCCUGACAUCAGCUGUAGAUGAUCCCUCUGAGAGAAGCUGU
Molecule: messenger RNA, 413 nt
Organism: Neoarius graeffei (lesser salmon catfish)
Lineage: Eukaryota; Metazoa; Chordata; Actinopteri; Siluriformes; Ariidae
Gene: tafa5b
Product: TAFA chemokine like family member 5b
Exons: 4
Coding region: 1-378 (125 amino acids)
Biological process (GO): G protein-coupled receptor signaling pathway
Molecular function (GO): G protein-coupled receptor binding; receptor ligand activity
Source: RefSeq, a predicted model, not a curated record